Molecule: messenger RNA, 1164 nt
Organism: Striga asiatica
Lineage: Eukaryota; Viridiplantae; Streptophyta; Magnoliopsida; Lamiales; Orobanchaceae
Source: the annotation of a GenBank genome assembly
AUGUCUUCGCACGAUAAGAAUCCCGCGAAACCCUCAGGCAGCAGGCCCGGUGGCAUACGUACUCUCUCCGACCUGAACCGUCCCCCUGCUCGUGACCCCGACAGUGAUUCCGAUGUGCCCCAGGAGUACUACACCGGGGGCGAGAAAAGUGGUAUGCUAGUCCAAGAUCCAUCGAAGGGUAAUGAUGUUGAUGCAAUCUUUGACCAAGCCCGUCAGCAAGGUUCUGUUCAAGGACCCUUGGAAAUUCAGCCAUCUGCAAGCUCUAGAAGCUUUACUGGGACCGGAAGAUUGCUCUCGGGCGAGACUGUACCAACUUCUCAACAGCAGCCUGGACCAGUUGUGCACAACAUUGUUUUCUGGAGAAAUGGUUUCACUGUUAAUGAUGGCCCUUUGAGGAGGAUGGAUGAUCCUGAAAAUGCCCCUUUUAUUGAGAGCAUCGGUAAAUCAGAGUGCCCUAAAGAGCUGGAACCUGCGGACCGGAAAUCUUCUGUUCAUGUUAAUCUCAUAAAGAGGAAUGAAAACUAUCCUGAGCAAGAAAUACGCCACGUUGCAUUUCAGGGCGUCGGCAGGACUCUAGGAAGCAGCAGCAGCAGCAGCUCCACAACUGAUAUGGGCCCCACAGAAAUUGUUUCGGGCCCACUCACGAGUGCGCCUUCCCCUGCAAUGGGCCUCACGGUGGAUAAAUCAAAGCCAUCAACUUCCAUCCAGCUGAGGCUGGCGGACGGGACCCGCAUGGUGGCCCACUUCAACAACCACCACACAAUAGCCCAUGUCCGCUCGUUCAUUGAUGCCUCCAGGCCUGGUGGGCCCAGGUCAUACCAACUGCAGGCCGUUGGAUUUCCUCCCAAGAUUCUAUCUGAUCACACCCAGACAAUCGAGCAGGCCGGGCUGUUGAAUUCGGUGGUUAUUCAGAAGCUCUAAGGAAGCAAAUGGGUAUCUCUAAUUCUUUACGACUUUUUUGCUGUGGGGUUUUUACUGAGUAUAGACUUUGUUCUGAUGGGGAGUUAUUUGUUGAAGUAGCUAUAUUACUGAACACGUAAUGAUUACUCUCUGGAAUUCAUUCCCCCUGUUUGAAAUUUGGUUGUCUUAUUGAGUUCACUGGAAAAUGUUAAAAGUUGAUUGUUCAGAUUGGACCAUAUGCACUCUCUCUCUCUCUCUCUCUCU